This is a messenger RNA of Arabidopsis arenosa, 812 nucleotides long. The record is from the annotation of a GenBank genome assembly. NCBI's taxonomy places the organism in Eukaryota, Viridiplantae, Streptophyta, Magnoliopsida, Brassicales, Brassicaceae.
AUACACUCAAUAAGACCCACCAUUGUUGAUCAAUUUGGCUUAUUCUUAUCUUCAGCAGCCAGAUUGAAUUAUUUUUAUACUUCAAGCACAAACUAAAUCUCACCAUAUAUUAUACACACUUAUACUUGUCUCUACAGUUCCACAUCUCAAUCUUCAUCUCUCUUCUCUAUCUUUAUCUCACUCAUGGGUCUUCAAGAAGAUUUCAUCAAGGAGCUUCAGAUUCCAGGGUACGUAGUUAAGAUACUUUACGUCAUCGGUUUCUUUAGAGACAUCGUCGACACUCUUUGUCCUUACAUUGGUCUACCUAGUUUUCUUGACCACCACGAGACCUCUCGACCUGACCCGGCUCGACACGGUCUCUCCACGUCAGCGAGUCUUGCCAACGAGUUAAUCCCGGUGGUUCGGUUCUCGGAUCUUCUGACCGAUCCGGAAGAUUGCUGCACGAUUUGUUUAUCCGAUUUUGACUCCAACGAUAAGAUUAGGCAGCUACCCAAGUGUGGACACGUGUUUCACCAACGUUGUUUAGACCGUUGGAUCGUUGACUUCAACAAGAUGAAGUGUCCGAUUUGUCGGAACCGGUUCUUACCGGAAGAAAAGCACACGCAGUGUGAUUGGGGUUCUGGUUCAGAUUGGUUUAGUGGUGAAGUGGGAAGUUCCAACUAAUUGGUGGUUUUACUUUUUUUGUCGGCAGGAUGUUUGUUGUAUAAUUUCCAGUAUAACUCUUUAUGUAUAUUAUUAGUAUAUACUAAUCUUCUUUUUGUUAAAGAAGACUGUAUAUAUUAUCAUCUGAUCAAUAUACCGAGUUCUAAUUU